UGGGGGAGGAGUAAGGGUAUAAAAGAGCAACAUGUGGCUCUGGGUCUUAGUCUUGUCAACACUCAGCUUGUGUGCAGUAUGAAGCUUUAUCUUCAGUCAGUCGGUCAGCUCGCCUUCCUGAGCCUCUGCUAUGUACUGAUCAUAGUGAGUCAGUCAGACAGCACGUUUGUCCCGGGAAGAUGUCUGUGUCCAGAAGCGCAACAGGGUGUCAGAGGGCAACUAAAAGAUUUCACUGUCUACCCAAAGAGCCCCAGAUGUCACAAAGUCACAGUAAUAGUGAUACUGAAGAGUAACAAUUCAUCAGUGUGUUUGGAUCCAGAGGGACGGAUGGGCAAACAGCUAACUCGCUGCUGGAAUAAAGCUAAGAAGUUGGGUCGUGAUGUGAAGUUGUGCCUGGGAAGGAGGAGAGGGAAAGGAGUUCAGCGUCGCCGCCAGAAGAGCCGAAACCAGAGCAGGAGCCGAGGCCAGAGCAGAAACACAGCACUGACUCUUAAAUCUUAAAAAUUAGCCUGGAGGACGUUACUUCAUGGAGAGAAAGGUGUACCUGCAUGUUCUUACCACACUGUGAAGUCCAGGACACCUGAGGCUGUUCAAAUAAACAGCAUGCAACGCGUUCAAUAAAUGUCACACAGCUCAAACAUCAAGCUCCCCAAGUUGUUGACUAGGCUGUAAAUCCAACACGUUCACGCAACAGCAGUAGGGGGAUUGUUUUCUCUGUUUAAAUGUCUGAUGUGAUGUUGAAAACUUAGCCCUGGAGGCUAAUAAAUAACUGUCAUAAAUGUUAACAGUUUAAGCUUUAAAACACUGUUAAAUGGUCAAUGUAUUGUUUAUGUGUGGUUCUGUGUAUGCAGCUGGAGAAGACAAUUCAAGAGACUUAGUUGGCUAUUUAUUUUUAUAUGAACACUGUUUUUUAAAUAAAUAUAUUGGAACUAUA
Messenger RNA from Larimichthys crocea (large yellow croaker), 934 nucleotides. RefSeq lists its product as hypothetical. The transcript has 4 exons. Gene Ontology annotation, biological process: immune response. Gene Ontology annotation, cellular component: extracellular region. Gene Ontology annotation, molecular function: chemokine activity. The coding region runs from base 79 to 501 and encodes 140 amino acids. The record is from RefSeq and is a predicted model, not a curated record. NCBI's taxonomy places the organism in Eukaryota, Metazoa, Chordata, Actinopteri, Sciaenidae.